AUGGCGGCAUACUACGAGAAUUCGCAAUCGCAAUGGCCUCCCGCUCCUCCUCCUCAGGUCGGUGGCGGCUGGGAUCACCAGACCCCUCCUCCCGCGCGGUCCGGUGCUAGUUCGGUCAUCCCCCGCGAGGAGCCUGCGGCGUUUUCCCACCAGCUCGAGGAGGUUGACCGUGCCAUCGACAACCUGCUCAAGAGCGGGAAGAUGUAUGGAGCGCCUGGCGUGGGUGGUCGUCGUGAGUUUGUUCCUCCUAACAUGAUUGCUGCACCCAGGAGAUACCCAGGCUUCGAUCCCCGUGCUCCCGGCGGUGGCCCCGGAUCCCGUCCCCACUCCGUGGCCGACUUUGGUGAUGUCCGCGGCGGUCCUCCUCACCAGAACCCGACCAACCUGCAGAACUUCUACGCAUCGCAGCGGCACCAGACCUCGCGCGGCUCGAACGAGGCGGAGCAGAUGAUGCAGGCCAAGAGGAGAAUGGCUGCUCAGCGGGAGCGUGAGCUUCGUAAUUACCAUCAGGAGCAGCAAUACAACCGGACUGCCAUCGUCGAUCCUGCUGGGUUUAACAAGCCCGACCGCACCUUGAGCCCAAACAGCCUGCCCGAGGAAGAGCGCCGGAAGCUUAUUGCUCAACAACGCCAGGCACUGUACGGCGAGGGUGAAUUUUCUGGUGGCCCGCCUCCUCCCCAGGCUCGCGGCUUCUAUGGCGGGGGUCCCAUGUAUGAUUCCGGCCGUGCUUCUUUGGGCCAGAUUGAUCCCAGCGCCCAGGGUCCUUUGGAGGGCGGACAGGGACUUGCAUCUGCCGGAGGCAACGACCAGGCACGCGCCAACAGCAACUCGAGCCCUCAGUCGAACCCCGGCGGUGGAGGAAAGGGUAUGUACGACGCCCCUCUGGCUCAGCAAACGACUCGCACCAGCGCUUCUUCUCCUGGAGGGUCCCCGCCUCGCCAGGCCUCUCAGGGCGGCAAGCCCGGCCAGGGGUCUGUUGCUCCCAUUGGGACUCGCCCUUCGGUGAGCGGCGGAUCGCCGUCGAACCCGACUUUGAACAAACGGUCGACGACUCCGUUGCCUUCGCCUUUGAGCCAAGGUUACAGUGUUGGGGGUGCUGAGGAUAACGGGGCGGCCCUUGCUCCUGCCUCGGCCACGGCUGAGACUGCUGGGAAUGUUGGGCUGGGCGGCUGGGGUGGCGGUCGUGGUGGUUGGGGCAAUAGCAAGCCCCAGGCUAGCGUCUGGGGUUAAUCAGGUGGUGGAAGAUUUUUUUCCAUACAAACUGCCCUGCAACCAACACAACAUUUAGGUUUUUCUGAUGGAGUCAGUCUAGGCGGGGAUUUUUGUGCAGCUAUACACGCACAGCAACAACAACAACAACAAUAACAACUACAACAACAAUAACACAGGACGGCGGAUUGGGGGUACGAUCAUGAGGCGCUUUCUCGCUGGUCAAAUGGGUUUUAAAAAAGGUGGAGAUCAAGACAUUUGGUGUUUUAUGGUUCUUGGCGUGGGGCAAUUGGGCAUUGUUAUAUGGGAAUCUGGCGGGAGGCGUGUCAAGUGUUACUUUUGGGUUGCACAGCAAACAUCAAGGGGGGAUGGAUGAUGGAUGGGUUUGGUGGAAGGCUGAUUGUGGGGUUUUGAAGGUGGGGGAAAACAAAAAAGAGGAGGAAAUUGGGAUUUUUGUUUUUGUUUUGUUUUGUUCUGUUUUCUGCAUUGGUGGUGUGUUGGUGGUUGGUUGGGGUUUUGGUGGGCUCUUAUUCACUUUUUUUUUUACACUGAGGCGUCUUUGUGUGCUACUCUUGUUGUUACCUUUUGCUCAUGGUGUUUUCGAGAGGGGGAGGGAGGGGGGGGUGGGUAGGUAUUUAGAAGGGUGGUAAGAGGAGGAAGGAACAAGAACAAAUGCACAUGGGGGGAUUGGGGAUUGGUGGAGGUUAAGGCGGUGGUGUUAUUCUUGGGAUUUGUUUUUCCUAGUCCUGAGGGAAAGUGGGGGGUUAUUACAUCUUUUAUUUUUGCUUUUGCAUGGAGGGAAAAGACAUGCCUGAGGGGAAAAAAAAACUUAGCUACUUUGUUAUCAUCAUAGUUGGCUUUGAGAGAAUUGCAAGCGGGUUUGUUUUUGAGUGUGGCUUUUGGUGUUGUUUGUGGUGAGAUUGUGUGGAGGAGGUUGAAGGGAUAGUGGGCAGUGAGUGGUGGAGGGUGAGAAAAGGGUGGAUGGUGUAUAUUUGGCAUGGUGGCUAAUAGGCAAGGAGAUGGAGAUAUCUGGGUGGGAUGUCGGGAUUCGGGGACACUGGUGGAUUGUUUUUUGGUGAAUUCUUUCAGGGUCGGGUCUCAAGGUUUGAGGGAGUAGGACAUGUGUUUUUCCCCGGGCCUUUUGGGUGUUGGAUGGGGGGCGAAGAGAAGGAAACAACAUACAUUUCUGGGGUUGGUCGUGCGGGGUUAUUAUUGCUUUUAAUAUUUGAGGGAUUGGAGGGUUGAGAGUUGCGAUUAUGCAUCUGGCAAAUUAUCACCAUGGGGUUUUUUUUCACACUGACAGCAUCACUUUGGGGGCUGGAAGGGAUUCCAUUUUUUUAUUUACUACAAGCUACCUUUGUACUUUCCACACACCUAAUAAUAUGCAAUUUUUUUGGUUGGUUGUCAACUUGAUUCAGU
Molecule: messenger RNA, 2628 nt
Organism: Podospora pseudocomata
Lineage: Eukaryota; Fungi; Ascomycota; Sordariomycetes; Sordariales; Podosporaceae
Exons: 6
Coding region: 1-1230 (409 amino acids)
Source: RefSeq, a predicted model, not a curated record